Paramecium sonneborni is the source of this 782-nucleotide messenger RNA. Lineage: Eukaryota; Ciliophora; Oligohymenophorea; Peniculida; Parameciidae. The record is from the annotation of a GenBank genome assembly.
AUUAAAAACCCCAGUAUGACAGAUUUCGCUUUGACAACAUUUAGUAGCAAAGGUAAGUUAUUACAGAUAGAAUAUGCAUUGAAUGCUGUUGCAAAGGGAGAUACAGCAAUAGGAAUAAAGGCAAAGAAUGGUGUAGUAUUGGUAGUGGAAAAGAAAUAAACAUCAAUAUUAAUAGAAGAAUAAAGUGUGUAGAAGAUAUCAUUGAUGAGUGAUAAUAUAGCAGCAACAUAUGCUGGAUUAGGACCAGAUUUUAGAGUGUUGUCUUAAUAAGCAAGAAAGUUAGUAAAGAAAUAUGAUUUGAAAUAUUAAGAAGAGAUGUUUGUAUAAACAUUAAGUAGAGAAUUAGCAGAAGUAGAAAUAUAGAAUAGAUUUAGGAUGUAUAAGUAGCAACAUAGAGAGGUGGAAUAAGACCAUUUGGUGUAUCAAUAUUGAUAGCUGGAUAUGAUGAAGAAGGUCCACAUUUGGUGUAAUUAGAUCCAAGUGGUGCUUAUUAUAGUUGGAAGGCAACAGCUAUAGGAAAAUAAGCAAAGAAUGCUAAGGCAUUUCUAGAAAAGAGAUAUAAUGUAGAUAUGGAAAUUGAAGAUGCUAUUAACACAGCAUUAUUAACAUUAAAAGAAGGAUUUGAAGGUAUUUUAUAUUAUUUAUAUUUAAGGUUAAAUUACACCUACUAAUAUUGAAGUAGGUGUUAUUAGAGAUGAUCAUGUUUUCAGAAUCUUACCACCUUCCUAAGUUAAAGAUUAUUUAGAAGAAUUAGAAUGAUUAUUAAUUAUCAUACAUUAUUC